AUGCAGAGGGCGGCAGCACAACCAGCGCCAGUGCCCAAGCCGGCAGCGGCGCCGGCGGCCGCUGGAGCACCGCCUCAGGGAGGAGGGCCGGGGGCGCAGCCUAUUUCGGGCAUCCCCAAUCUGGACCAGGCGGCCAUCAAUCUCAAUGUCGUGCGGGAACACGCCAAGCUUGAGCUCAUUCGCGUUCUCGACUCGGUGCCGGGCGGGAAGGGGCUGGUGCUUGACCCGAAGCUGUCGGGUCCGCUGGGCCUCAUCGCCGAGGUGUCGCUGCUCAAAGAGCACGGCGUGGAAAAGAUCUACCACCUCUCCGACCGUCUCGACACCGACUGCAAGAACAUCGUCUACCUCAUUCGACCUCGAAUCCAGUUCAUCCGCUUCAUCGGCGAACACAUCCAGAAUCACCAGAGAGACGACCAGCGAAAGAACUACUACAUCUUCUUCGUGCCUCGCCAGACCAUGCUUUGUGAAAGGCAUCUGGAGGAGGAGGGAGUGUACGGCGACGUCACGUUGGGCGAAUUCCAGCUCGACCUCAUCCCCUUCGAGAAGGACGUCCUCAGCCUUGAGAUGGAAGACUCCUUCCGAGAGUGCUUCCUGGACGGGGACCGUACGUCGCUGUUCUACGUGGCGCGGUCGAUCAUGAAGCUGCAGUCCACCUUCGGCAUCAUCCCGCACAUCAAGGGCAAGGGCUCCUGCGCCAAGGGCGUCGCGGAGAUGCUGCUGCGCAUGCGGCGGGAGAUGGGCGCCGACGAGCCCACCCAGAUCGUGCCGGAGAUCGACACGCUCAUCCUCAUCGACCGCCAGACCGACAUGGUCACCCCCAUGUGCACCCAGCUCACCUACGAAGGAUUGAUCGACGAGGUGUUUGGGAUCAACAACGGGUUGGUGGACCUGGACCCGGAGCUCGUGGGCAAGGCCGAAGAGGCGUCCAAGAAGGGCAUCAAGAAGAUCAAGACGCCCCUCAACUCCAACGACAAACUGUUUGCGUUCUUGCGGGACGUCAACUUCGGAGUGCUGGGUCCGCUGCUCAACAAGAAGGCCAAAGAAAUCGAUGAAUACUACAAGAAACGAUACGACUUCAAGACGGUAUCGGAAAUCCGCGACUUCAUGAAGGGCCUCGGCUCCUACCAAACGGAGCACCAAUCGCUGCGCACGCACACGAGCGUGGCCGAGCACAUCCUCAGGGUGACCAAGGGCUCCAACUUCCACAAGCAGCUCUCCGCCGAGCAGGACUUGCUGCUGGGAAACAACCCACCGAACGACUACAUCGAGGAGUGCAUCUCUCGUCAGGAGCCGCUCGUCAAGGUAUUGCGCCUGCUGGUGCUGUAUUCGAUGACCAACCAGGGCAUCAAGCAGAAGGAAUACGAAUUCUUCAAGACCGAAAUCCUCUCAGCCUACGGCUACGAAUACCUGUUCACGCUCAACAACCUGGAGCGGCUGGGGCUGAUCAAGAAGCAGGAGGGCAAGAAGACCUUCGAUGUGGUGCGAAACCGCCUCCGCCUCGUGGUGGAGAACAUCAACGAAGCCGAACCCAACGACAUCGCCUACGUCUACUCGGGCUGGCGGCAGAUGGUCGACGUGCUCAACACCCUGCCCGGUCCCAGCUUCGAGCAGGACCAGCAGCUGCCCGAGGGCGUCCUCCAAGUCGGAGGUGCGACCGGAGCGAGCAAGGUGCAUCUGGUGUUCUUCAUCGGAGGCGUCACCUUCACCGAGAUCGCCGCCAUCCGCUGGCUCUCGCAGCAAGACGACAAUCGUGAGUACAUCAUCGCCACGACGAAGCUCAUCAACGGCGACACCCUCCUGUCGAGUCUCAUGGAGAACAUCGAAGUGUUCCUCCCCGCAUGA
This is a messenger RNA of Acanthamoeba castellanii str. Neff, 1842 nucleotides long. Its product is annotated as Sec1like family protein. The record is from RefSeq and is a predicted model, not a curated record. Gene Ontology annotation, biological process: vesicle-mediated transport; intracellular protein transport. Bases 1 to 1842 code for a protein of 613 amino acids. NCBI's taxonomy places the organism in Eukaryota, Discosea, Longamoebia, Acanthamoebidae. Gene Ontology annotation, cellular component: vacuole; CORVET complex. The transcript has 17 exons.